GAGCAACAAUUAUUAAAGCAUAUUAACGAAGAUGAAAUAAUAAAUAGAAGGGUGGAUAAUAUGAUCGAUAGAAAAGCAGAUGAUAUGAUCGAUAGAAGGGCAGAUGAUAUGAUCGAUAGAAGGACGGAUAAU
Molecule: messenger RNA, 132 nt
Organism: Racocetra persica
Lineage: Eukaryota; Fungi; Glomeromycota; Glomeromycetes; Diversisporales; Gigasporaceae
Source: the annotation of a GenBank genome assembly